Musca vetustissima is the source of this 1422-nucleotide messenger RNA. Its product is annotated as zinc finger protein 37 homolog. The record is from RefSeq and is a predicted model, not a curated record. NCBI's taxonomy places the organism in Eukaryota, Metazoa, Arthropoda, Insecta, Diptera, Muscidae. The transcript has 4 exons. Gene Ontology annotation, cellular component: nucleus. Gene Ontology annotation, molecular function: DNA-binding transcription factor activity; RNA polymerase II cis-regulatory region sequence-specific DNA binding; zinc ion binding. Gene Ontology annotation, biological process: regulation of transcription by RNA polymerase II. Bases 1 to 1422 code for a protein of 473 amino acids.
AUGGAAGAUAACAGAUCCAAUUUAUUUCCCCUAAAUGAAAUGUGCAGAACAUGUGCAGCCAACACUAACACUGGCGCCAAUUCAAAAACUGCCAUCAAAUGUAUUUAUGAACCACUAAAUGGUAUCAAUAGCUGUGCUCCUCCGUGUCCUACAAUAAUCGAAAUACUAAUAAAAUUGGAACCACAAAUAGAAAUUGGCUUCCUAGACAGUUUACCGAAGAUUGUGUGCUUGGCAUGUGUGGAACAAUUGCAAAAAACCCAUACAUUUUUGACAUCAUACAGACAAGCCAAUGAAAAGUUAGAGAAAUUAUUAAAGUGUAUUCAAUCCGUGGAGGAAGCGGAAUCAUUGGGAAACGAAGCACAAUUAGAUGACAAUGAAUUUGGAAAGGCAAAUGUAGAUUCGGAAGAUUGUGAUAAUAAUGCCCUAGAAGGUUCAAUUGAAAAUCAUGAAGAUCAUUCACUGUCGGAUGGAUUGGUUCACAUGGAUUGUGAAGAAAUAAAUGAUAGUAGUUCAGAUACAAGUUGGAAAGAAAGUACAUAUUAUAGUUAUUUUUACUUUAGUAGUGAUCUGUUAAUGGAAACAUUACCAAUACCAAAGAAACGCACCAAAAAGAAAAUGAUUCAAAAGGCAACUAAAGAUAUAAUUGACGCGAGCAAAAAUAAUCUGGAUUCCAUUGAAGAGGCAUCACAAAAGAAUGCAGACGAAACAUAUACCUGCCAGGAAUGUAAAAUGGUUCUAAAUGAUUUGAAAAAAUGGAAACAACACAUGCGCACCGAACAUAAAACCAACAAGACAAGAAAUCUUGCUUUUGAGAAUCAUGUACGUACCCACACAGGUAAUACUCUUUUUAUGGUAAAUAAAAUCACCACACAUUACAUUGCAAUAUUAUCGAUUGUAUUUACCACAGGUGAAAAACCAUAUCUUUGUGUUGAAUGUGGCAAAAGAUUCAAGACUGGAAGUAAUUUACAUAUACAUAUGUUACGCCACAAAGGAGAGAAAAAUUUGCAAUGUCCAGAAUGCCCAAAGAAAUAUGUUUGCAAGAGUGAUCUUUAUUGUCAUAUGUUGAUUCAUAAAAAAGAGAAACCUUUUGUCUGUAGCACUUGUAGAGGUAGCUUUCUUCACGCAUAUUUACUAAGACAGCACAGUGUAUUACACACCGGUGAAAAGAAUUUCCCCUGCACACAAUGCAGUCUACGUACCAAACUCCUAAAAAGUCACAUGAUAACGCACUCCGGCGUAAAACCAUAUGCCUGUCCUUAUUGUGAUCGUGCCUUUGCCCAAAGUGGCGAUUGUAAUAAACAUAUAAAACAACAUAUCGGUGAAAAUAUCUAUCAAUGUGAAUUGUGUCCAUUGCGUUUUCCACUGGCCAGAGAUUUACGUACCCACUUUGCCACACAUAAGGUCCGAUCAUUUACAAUCUAA